AUGACAACUGUGCCCAAUACACCGCGGGAUGUUUCAUUAGGACCUGCAGUGAAUGACGAUUUGGAUGGGGUCGUGCAGUGCUCACCUUCUAAGUCCGUCACCCCCUCGGAUCCCCCAAGGCAGGCGUCCAGGGCUGGGGUAGACUCGAGUUGGCGCUCAGCAAGUAUACCCACUGAGGUGGCUGUGCAAGGCCAUGGGCAGGCAGAGGAUGCAGACAAGUCACUCUCAAGUCAACGUGACAAUCGUGAACCGAGCUGCCGUGUCGAGCUGCCGCGGCAGACUCAACCACAUGAGGGCGCCAUUCACAACGAUUCAGCGCCUAUCGAUGGCUACGACAACAUGGUUGAUGAUGGUGACUGUGACAGCCUCUCCGGCGAUGCCGACAGCGAUAGUAGCAGCGACAGCGACGGCGGUAAUGACGGCGAUGACGAUGACUACAACGAUGACGGAAGUUCCAGCAAUGGCGACGGCGAGGAUGGCGGCUACAACAUAAAGCGCAAGGCGGACCAAUCGCCUUCAGUGACCAGUUCCGACGAUGGUCAUGCUGACGGCCUUUCCGAUGACAAUAUGGCGGUGAAGACCCCUAGACCGCACAAACGUCAGAAGGUCGCCCAUGAGGCAGCAGACAUGAAGCCUGUCUUCAGUCAGAACCCUACGCCUCGCUCUGGAGGACCUCCGCUGCGAUCGCCUAGACGGGCUCAGACAGCCGACAUGCUUAGCCCACCAGCCUCUCACAGCCUGUCCGAAUCUGAGAGCGAGAAUGCUUCAGAGUGCAGAAAGGCGUCGUCAGCAUCCUUCGGCGAAUGGCAGUUGCAAAACGCUGCAUUGAAAUGCGUGACGAUCGACGGAAUCACUACGUUUCAAUUGCAGUUCCAACGAGUGCAGGCGCGUACUUGCAACCGCCGACAACAGCGGCGAUCGCACAAACUGGUCAAGAGCAAGGCUAGAGCUCGGGAAUCAAGGGAUGAGACGAAAGGUCGACGAUGUGGUGUGUGCAGCGAACCCGGUCAUAAUGCGCGAACCUGCCAGAGGAGCAAUGCGCGAAUAUCUAGCGGUUAG
Molecule: messenger RNA, 1059 nt
Organism: Cordyceps fumosorosea ARSEF 2679
Lineage: Eukaryota; Fungi; Ascomycota; Sordariomycetes; Hypocreales; Cordycipitaceae
Exons: 1
Coding region: 1-1059 (352 amino acids)
Source: RefSeq, a predicted model, not a curated record